GCAAGGAAUGCGCGCGAUCGCAAUGGCGAUCGCGAUCGCCUUCGCGAGCGUCGGAUCGGCGCUGGAAGAUAGCGACUUCCUUUUCGUCCCUCCGGUCUUCGAUGUCACAUCCUUUGGCGCGCUUGGCGAUGGCGAGACGGACGACUCCCAGGCAUUUUUGAGCGCCUGGGAAGCUGCUUGCUUCGUCCCGUCCUCCACAGUGCUGUUCCCAGCAACAUACUCGUUUGUGAUCGGGCCAGUGGAGCUCUCGGGUCCUUGCGCGGAUUAUAUCACUUUGCGGGUGGAUGGAACAAUCAUGGCAAGGGAUGAUCUUAGUAACUGGAACGUAGACCUUGAUGGCUGGCUGGUUUUCAGUGGUCUCCAGCUUUUCAGGCUAACCGGCUAUGGUGUGAUAGACGGAAGAGGUGACUUUUGGUGGGCUUACUCAUGCAAGAUCUAUCCUUUUGCGGAUUGCCGAACGAAAUCACCAACCGUAGGUUACCUCUCGUCCGCCUCUCGAACUUUCAGAACUAAACAAAAAGAACAAGCAUGGGAUCGCUUUGAAACUUCUAUAUCCUUGAGUCGGUGCUUUUUUUUCUCUCAUUCAACGCUAAUGUAUCUCUCUCAGCUCGCAGUCCGUAUUGCUGAGACGCAGCAGUGCCGUGGAGAUCUCCUACUUGACCUUGAAAGACAGCCAGGAAUUCCAUCUCUCAGUGGAAAGCUGCAACGAGGUCUACAUGACAGGACUACAAGUUGUUGCUCCCAGCGACAGUCCCAACACAGAUGGUAUACAUAUUGUCCGCUCGGAAAACGUUUAUCUCCAGGACACUCUCAUCGGCACAGGGGACGAUUGCAUCUCCAUACAAACAGGCUCGUAUAACAUUUAUAUCGAGAGAGUGACUUGUGGUCCGGGCCACGGUGUGAGGUGGCCUUGGAAAAUAUGACUCCUGGGCUUGCGUUGCUGGUGUUUAUGUCAAGGACCUUGUCAUAAAUGGAGCCCAAAACGGCUUGAG
Molecule: messenger RNA, 992 nt
Organism: Selaginella moellendorffii
Lineage: Eukaryota; Viridiplantae; Streptophyta; Lycopodiopsida; Selaginellales; Selaginellaceae
Product: polygalacturonase
Exons: 6
Coding region: 8-859 (283 amino acids)
Biological process (GO): carbohydrate metabolic process
Molecular function (GO): polygalacturonase activity
Source: RefSeq, a predicted model, not a curated record